Messenger RNA from Daucus carota subsp. sativus, 1808 nucleotides. RefSeq names its product cytochrome P450 71A9. The record is from RefSeq and is a predicted model, not a curated record. The coding region runs from base 122 to 1636 and encodes 504 amino acids. The transcript has 2 exons. Gene Ontology annotation, molecular function: heme binding; iron ion binding; oxidoreductase activity, acting on paired donors, with incorporation or reduction of molecular oxygen. Lineage: Eukaryota; Viridiplantae; Streptophyta; Magnoliopsida; Apiales; Apiaceae.
AAACACAAUCACAAUGAUUUUUCCAAUUUUCUUGACAAUAGCUUUUGCUUUUCUAUAUAUGUAGAACAAAGCAAAUCUUCAAGGCAAAUCGAUAAAUUAUCGACUAAUAAACACAAUCACAAUGAUUUUUUCAAUUUUCUUGACAAUCUUUCUGACCGUUGUCAUCCCUUUGAUGAUGUUACCUAUUAUUAUCAUGAACAAGAACCGGAAACAAGGGAGACUACCUCCCGGGCCUAAAAAGCUUCCAGUGAUCGGAAAUCUUCAUCAGCUAGGUCAAUUCCCCCAUCAAUCACUCCGACGUCUUUCAAAAAAACAUAGCCCUCUCAUGUUUCUACAGCUCGGCUCUGUUCCAACUCUUCUAGUCUCAUCAGCAGCAAUAGCCAAAGAAAUUUUCAAGACGAGUGACCUGGUUUUCUCUAGCCGCCCGGCUAUGUUUGCUGCAAAUAAGUUAGGCUACAAGGGCUCAACCAUAACUUUUGCUCCCUAUGGAGAGUACUGGAGGAAAAUUAAGAAAAUAGCACUUGUAGAGCUGUUGAAUCCAAAGAGAGUUCAAUCUUUUGAAGCUGUCCGGGGACAAGAAGUUGCUCUUAUGAUUAAAGCCAUCGCAGAAUCUUCUGAUCAGGUUAAUCUGAGUGCACUCAUGCUUUUGCUAGCUAAUAAUGUUAUUCUUAGAGUUGUAUUUAGUAUGAAGGGCAAUAGUUAUCGCGAAGAGAAAGUGAAGAGUGAGUUUGGGGAAAUCCUUCAUGAAGCACAGGAUCUAUUAGGUAUGGUAAAUAUUGCCGAUUAUCUUCCAUGGAUGGGUUGGUAUAACAAGCUGAACGGAGUUGAGGCAAGAGUGGAAAAGAAUUUUAGUAAAUUGGAUAGUUUUAUUGGCAAGGCAAUCCAGGAGCACCGGGAGACCCCGAGGGGGUCUGGACCUGAUAAGCCUGAAGAUUUUAUUGAUGUAUUGCUUCAUGUUCAGACAUACCGAAAUCAAGAAAUUCGACUCACUGAUGAUCAGAUGAGAGCUGUUUUACUGGACAUAUUUAUAGUGGGAACAGAUACUUCUUCUGCAACAUUAGAAUGGAUAAUGUCAGAACUUAUGAAAAAUCCAUCAGUAAUGAGAAAAGCACAAGAAGAAGUGAGAGGUGUUGUCGAGCAAAACAGAGUAUUUGUACAAGAAAGCGAUCUUCCAAAACUCAAGUAUCUAAGGAUGCUUGUAAAAGAGGCCUUAAGACUCCACCCGCCAGCCCCAUUACUAGUCCCCCGGGAAACUACAGAAAAAUGCACUAUUGGUGGUUAUGAAAUUCCAGCUAAAACAAGGGUGUUCAUUAACGCUGCUGCAAUAUCUACGGAUCCCGAACUGUGGGAUGAUCCAGAGGAGUUCAAACCAGAGAGAUUCUUGAAUAGUUCGGUUGAUUUCAGAGGCCAGCACUUUGAGUUGUUACCAUUUUGGUCAGGCCGGAGGGGCUGUCCAGGUACUAAUUUCGCGUUGCUAAUAAUAGAGCUUGCACUUGCUAAUCUUUUGUUUAGCUUUGAUUGGGAACUGCCUGGUGGAAUGAAUGCUGAAGAUAUCGAUAUGGAAGAGGCUGUGGGCAUUACAGUCCAUAAGAAAACUCCUCUUUACCUUGUUGCUUCAUCAUUUGUGUAUACUUAACUUGUUAUUUUACUCAUAAGCGAAAAAAUUCAGGACUCCUUUUAAGUAAUCCCCCAAGGAAGAAAAUAAUCUGAUGGGAUCAGAAAGAGCAAUUCGGUCAAGAUAGUACAAACAAAUGCAAAAUAUGCGCUACAAGCAAGAAAGUAUGAUAUACUCGUUUCAAGAAUUCUAA